Molecule: messenger RNA, 2316 nt
Organism: Oikopleura dioica
Lineage: Eukaryota; Metazoa; Chordata; Appendicularia; Copelata; Oikopleuridae
Source: the annotation of a GenBank genome assembly
AUGACUCUUGAGUCUUCAUCGAUCCAGAAAAACUUAAAUACGAUUCACUUUUCUUCUGAAAAUGAGGCUCUAAUUCCAAAUCGUACGUCAAGGAGAAUGCCGCAGCAGUCGGCUUUCAAAGUGGAAUUGAAGAGCAUCAGCUGGAUAUGGGAAAUUGCUUUGAGAGUUGUUCUUGGAGGGGUGAUUUUUUACUUCUCGGAAAUACGCAUUCCAUUUCAGAGGCAAAUUGAAGUCACUGAGUGGCACAACUACAACUAUCCACACAAAGACUCAUCGUCGAUUCCAUUCUCCGGGGUGGUCCUCUUCGUCAUUUUAGGGCCAACCAUUUUAGUCACGCUCGUCGUGCUAUUCAACCUUUGCCGCACAGAUCAUGCCAGUCGAAGAUGGCGAAAAAAGUACGCGAGAAAUAAAGAUAAUAAAAACACAAGCAAUUGGAUUUCUCGUGUUUUCGUUGAAUACAUGAUUGCGCUUUUGGCAGCGAGUAUGUCCUACAUUCUAGUGCAACUAAUUACAGACAUCAUCAAGACUGAAUACGGAAGACCAAGGCCCGACUUCCUGUCAAGAUGUUAUUCAACCAGAACUGAUCUUGACUCUUGGUACACUCUUCCAAGCAGACGUCUCAACAACUCUAUUCCUGGUCAAAACAUGAUUUACAUUGAAGAUGUGCCUCCUCUCGUCGACCACGAGAAAGAUUGCGUGGUGAAUGGAUUGACUAACGACGAAAACUUGGAGCUGAUUCAGAAGGGAGGGCGAAAAUCAUUCCCCUCUGGACAUACCUCGAUGGCUUUCGCGGGCUCUACUUUUUGCGCGUUGUACUCUUUCUACUGGCUGCGGCGCUGGAGUUCAUCCCUGAAGCUAUCAUACGGAGAAGAGUCUAUUCCUUUCCCAGGCUCCUCGGUCGGCAGCGCGUUUCUCUUCUGUUUCUUCCUCCCUGGAAUCUACGUCGGCGUCAGUAGAACUCAAGACUACAGGCAUCACGGGAGCGACGUCAUCGUCGGUGGCCUCAUCGGCAUCUUCAUCACCACAGUUGUCUUCUUGCAAUAUUACUCAUUCCAGCCGCGAAAAACACAAUAUAAUUUUAUCCAAUCAAUUCAAAAAACGAAUAAAAAUGUAAAUAACACCUCAUUAACUCUUGAACAUUUGAAGAAUUGGGACAUGUCCGGCGGGCCAGUAGUCAUCGGAAUAGGAGACGAUAUCAAGGGCCCUCGAUUGCGACAUGAUGCGGUGUUGAAUGCAAGGAGGCAUCAGGGCCAGGGGAUGCAUUCGGCCAUGAUUUACAGUCAGCGCCGACCCGCUACAGCUCCAUCUCCAGCGAGUCGAAGGGAAGCCAACCCAAUUCCCGGCUUUCAAAACCUUCUGGUGACCACUCAAUUAUCCACAGUUCCCCGAGUCAAGCCAGAAGCAGAAGCAAACAAGCGCCGAGCAAGUGGCGCUGGAAUGGCAGGUGUUCUCACCCAAGAUCUUCCAAAUCGCGCCUUCGUCACUCAAUCCUUCCAAGAGCCAGCUACCAUUCAAGAGUCAGUCACGCAAACGAUCACCGAGCAUUCGCCAGACAAGACAGUAGCAGUGAUAGUGCCACGAGUAAAGCCAGAAGCAGGGGGAAACGCGGAACUUGGACAACAUGGAAAUGUGGGGAAAAUGAUGGCGGAGAGUUAUGAAGAUGCGAGAAGGAAGAACAUUGAAAAUGGAUUGCGAGAAGUUCCAAAACCAAAGAAUCAUAUUCAGGCGAAUAUUCAGAGGAUGCGGCUUAUUCAGAAGAAAGCAAGGGCGAAUGAGAGAAAUAAGGUCAGCGCGACGCCCGUGAAAGCGCUUUGGCGCAGCGGAAAAUACGCGGCGGUGGAGCCGCGCGUCCAAAUCGACAAUACAGACUUUAUCGCGAAAAAUGCUAGAAAUGCGUGGAAUGCGGAGAAUAAAAUUAAAAAGACGAAGAAUGUGGCUCAUGUAGAGAAAAUUAAUGAAGAGAAAAAACGAGCUCAAGAAUUUUAUGAUCUUCAGAUUCGCGGGACAGUUCCUCAAUACUUGCAAGAAAGAAAAAAGGAACUGCAACGAGUAAAGGAAGAGGAAUACGCUAGAACUCAUCCUGAUCCAAUGUGUCCGCCAGGUCACGUGCUUCUUCCAGAGGCUCAACGACGAGAAACGCUGGAAAAGCUUCAAAAAGCUCUUGCGGACUACGAAGCUCAGCUAGCAACCCUUCCAGUUCGCCAAUGCGACAGUCUGGCCUACAAGCAUCGUAAAGAAAACCUCGAGCGCGAAAUCUACGAACUCGACGAAGCCAUCAAAACUUUCUCCAAAAGAAAGGUCUACGUAGAACAGUAA